This is a messenger RNA of Fusarium verticillioides 7600, 1625 nucleotides long. RefSeq lists its product as hypothetical. The transcript is spliced from 2 exons. Bases 540 to 1316 code for a protein of 258 amino acids. The record is from RefSeq and is a predicted model, not a curated record. Lineage: Eukaryota; Fungi; Ascomycota; Sordariomycetes; Hypocreales; Nectriaceae.
AACUUACCUUCAGCCGCAAGGCACUACUAUCAGCACAACCCUGUAAACGGAUCACCUUUUAAUUUCCGCGCACCUCGCGGAAUUCAUCAACAACUGUCACUCAAAGCAAGCAUCUCCUGCCGGUAUCCGAAUGAAGCAUCUUGGCUAGACGCCCGGCCUCAAUGCAAUAGUUCACGUGCAGAAAACAUGAUUCGAUGAUUCUUGGAAUGUCCCGACACCGCCAAGCCUCAAAUUGCAUGACUGAACAACCAUCAAUUCUGCUGCGCCACGAUGAGUAACCAAUGACCACCACAGGCACUCCUUCAGGCAGAGAUGAAUGUGCAGCCCAAGGCUGUGAUGUGAUAAGAGUCCCCUCCUCUUUUGUGGUUUCGGCGAUUGCUAGUUUGACGCUUUUGAUACUACGCUCCUGAGACGGGGCGAUACAAGGCUGAGUUUGGUGGUCACCGAAGCGUUCUUGAUGGUGGGCUGACUGUUGGCCUCCACUAGGUUCAGGCUUUAUAAUCUCCAGACUUGGCUUCUUCUCAUUGCAACACAACAUCAUGUCUAAGCAAGACUCCUUCGAUGACGGGGAUCUUCCUCCCCCAUACACUGAAUCCGGUCCCUCAGCAUCAGAACCUCGACAAUCAGUCACGACAAUCUUCUCCUCACAUCUAAACAACCUCCCCCUACGCAUUCAAUCCGUUCAAGCAGUUCGCAACUCAGCGCGCGAUGAACGAGACAGUGAGAUACUCACCCUCUUGGUGCCUCACAUCGAGGAUAUGCUCUCAUCAAUAGCAGCCAUGGAUCCGCCACCACGAGUCGUCGAAAUGACCAUGGUGCCAGAAGAAGCAGUUGGUGAAGGGUGGUUCUUUAGCGAUGAAGAUCGAUCCCGAACUGUUGUUCGUGUUAGAGAAGAUCGCAAGCUAGUAGGUGAUCAAAAGAAACCUGUCAAGAAAAGUGAACCUCCCAAAAACAGAGCCUUUGAUGAAUGGGGCCGCUGGGAAGACGACAACCAAGAAUCUACCACAGACGACGUUCUCUGGUGGUCAGACCACGACAUGGCAGUCCGUCUAGCAAAUUACAUAUCCCCAGAACGAGUUGACCGUCAGGUCGUCAAGGCACACGUCGAACAAGCAAAGAAAGCAUCAAGAUGGGGCUUGUUCAAGAAAUCUGAGCCAUCGACUCCACCAACACCAAUAGUAAAGGCACAAGAGGAAGAACCGGUUACUAUGACGGUCAAGGCUGAGGAGGUUACGUUUCGGCGGGAGAACGAGAUGGGUAUUUGGGAGAGCAAGACAGGAUGGGGCUUGGUGGUCAAGGUCAAGUUACGGCAGUGAGGGCGAUGUUGGACAUGGGCUGAGAAUGAGGGCAUUGGGAACACAGGAUAUAUAUAGAGUCGAUUGGGCAACAAAGACAUGAACGUCGAACAUCAUCUACCAGCCAGUAUCUGUUCUCAAUUGUGGAUGUGAUUCGGAAGUCUAAGUGCGUCCUCACUUCCGCCUGCGUCAAACUGGCAAAUCUUCCAUUUCGUCAAGACACUUCAGACUCAGAGUUUAUUCUUGGCAGAAUAAAACAUUCUUCUCUAACCGACAUUACUCAGUGACACAUUGUAUCAUCUCGGGGUCUUUUCUGUGCAUUGGCGCGCG